Molecule: messenger RNA, 2429 nt
Organism: Closterium sp. NIES-67
Lineage: Eukaryota; Viridiplantae; Streptophyta; Zygnematophyceae; Desmidiales; Closteriaceae
Source: the annotation of a GenBank genome assembly
ACCGAUGCCGCGUCGUGUAACAAACCAACUCUGCCAUUGUCAAGCUUUGCGUUGCCAUCCUUUCCCGCAUCACAAAAACUCGCGAGGAGCUCUCGAAGGGUGUUUGUCAUCACAAUUUGAGCGACGCUCACGACGAGUCGGACUCAGCUGCUCUAGCGGUGCUAGGGUCGCCGGUUGUCAGCUCGUAUCGACGCCCAUUUCCCCCAAAGAAAGCAAUAUUAUUAUUAGAGUUACAAGGAGUGCCACUUGCCGUGCCGUUCGGGAAUUGUCACGAUGAUCGGCCCGUCGCCCGCGCGCAGCCUGUCAAAAGGCGGGGAAUUCCCGUUGCCGCAAGCGCCUUUCGUGUCGAUUAAAAAUUGCCCGUCCGACGGCGAGUCGCCACUGCCGCCGCAAACGCCCUCGUCCACUCCAGUGAUUCGAGACCCGCCGCAGGUUGCGCUGAAGGUAGAAACCAGUGUUGGACGGGAUUGUUAUGAUAAGACGUAUUACGGGUACUAUCCAGACAGUGUUCAGCUCCUUAGUGUCCAUACCGCAACUCAAAUCUCGAGAUACGAUAAUUUUCUUGGCGCGCUGUGGGCUCCUGCCGCUCGGAUUAUUUCUCGUUGUGGCUCUUCACUAUUUCAAGGCCUCUGCCACGUGGCACUCGCCCAUUGAGUGGUUUGAUGUAAAUAGCCGGAGUGUGGAUUCCCGCGUUUUCGUUCCUGGUCCUACGAGCGUUUACGAGCGCGGUUUUGCGGUCCUGAGCUCGUUUCAGCGAGAAAAUCGACUGCCGUUCGCGAAAGUUGCGACGUUCAACUUCGAGAUGAAUGUUACAGGUUACAGCUUCGCCGGUAACAGCCUUAUCGACUUACCCGUUCCGCACGUUCCAGAGACGCUGAAUUGGAGCCACGCAUACCCCGAAUGGGUGAACGAAUCGCGCUCUUCCUGCCCGAAAAUUCCAGAGCCGAGCGACCCGGAUUGGCUGGGCCACAUCGACGCGAUUGUCGCACGAGUGCCCUGCGACGAGCCGAGCGAUUCCUGGGCGAAGGAUAUUCGGUGGCUGCAUCGCCUUCUGACGGUCGCAAGAUUUGUCAUCAAGUCUAACCGCCCGUGGUUACCAGUGGUGCUGCUCUCCGCGUGCCGCCCGCCGCCCAACCUCUUCCACUGCUCGCGCCUCGUGAGGCGGGAGGGGGACGUGUGGCUCUACAACCUGACGGCCAAUGACAUGCUGACACGUGCGCAGCCCCUGGGAUCAUGCGCCAUGGCUCGACCAAUCAACGCCACGGAGACAGGUAGUAUUAGGCAAAAAAAGGAUCGCGUUAGAGUCAGAACUUCUGAAGUAUCAGGGUUAAAGGAACAAAAUAUAGUAUAUAACCCUAGAGUGUAUUUCUCUAUUGACCAGCUGUUAUUUAUAUUCCCGGCCGCUUGAGUGUAUUCCUCCCUUCCGUUCACACCCCUGUUCAUCCCCCUUUCCUCCAGCCAGCCAGCGCAUCGCGUAUGCUACAGUGCUACACUCGUCUGAGCGCUAUGUGUGCGGCGCAAUAGUACUGGGGCACAGCAUAAGGAGGACGGGGAGCACGGCUGAGAUGGUUGUGCUUGUAUCGAAGGAGAUUACAGAGGAGAGCAGGCGAGGACUGAGGGAGGCUGGGUGGCGGGUGAAGGAGAUUGAGAGGAUAAGAAACCCCAACGCAGAGAAGGGGACUUAUAACGAGUGGAACUACAGCAAGCUGCGGCUGUGGCAGCAGGUGGAGUACGCCAGGCUGGUCUUCGUUGACUCGGAUCUGCUCCUGUUGACCAGCGUUGACUUCCUCUUCACAUUCCCCGAGAUCUCGGCUCGCGGAAACGACGGCUCAGAUUUCAACUCGGGCGUGAUGGUCUUGGAGCCAUCGGAUUGCACGUUCCAACUGCUGAUGGAAAAUUUGAGGAGAGUGCGGUCAGCCAAUGGAGGAGACCAGGGCUAUUUGAACAACGUGUUCACCUGGUGGCACCGCUUACCAGAGUCUAUCAACAUGCUUAAACCAGUCUGGACCACCGACCCUGUAAAGAGGGAAGCUGCCCUCGCUAUAAGGAACAGGUGGUUUUCAGACGACCCCUCGGAAAUUCACGCAAUACACUACCUCGGUAUAAAGCCCUGGUUGUGUUACCGUGAGUUUGACUGUAACAAGCUGGACGCAGCUCAUUGCCUAUUUGCAAACGAGGCUGCUCAUAAGAGGUGGUGGAGUGUACACGAUUCGCUGCCAGAACCCCUGAAGCAAUUUUGCUGGUUAACUGUUGAUGUAGAGAAGAAGCUAAAGAAGUGGAUGGAGCUUUCAAAUGCAACUACACUCCUAAACUGAGUGGAGAUUGAGACGAGAUGGGCAUUGAGUGGUAUUUCUAUAUCGGGUCAUUUUUAUUAGCUAUAGUGAUAGUGUUGUUUGCUGCUAUCGUUUUUUGUAUUAUAUUCCGUGAGA